Penaeus chinensis is the source of this 4470-nucleotide messenger RNA. RefSeq lists its product as uncharacterized. Lineage: Eukaryota; Metazoa; Arthropoda; Malacostraca; Decapoda; Penaeidae. The transcript has a single exon. Gene Ontology annotation, molecular function: microtubule binding. Bases 388 to 3960 code for a protein of 1190 amino acids. The record is from RefSeq and is a predicted model, not a curated record.
AGGGCUAUGAUUCCUUGUGUCCAGGAAUAUAUGGGCAAAAAAUCUCUCUUCCUCCAGAGGGGUUUGGUCAGAAUGCAGAAACUAAAGGCAGCACCAGAAGAUUAGAUCGAUAGAAUACUGUGGUACUAGAUAAUAUACUAAGAUAUUUACUUUUCCGAGGACUGAAGGGAAGUGCCUGAACCGGUGAAAGUAGCCGAGAUAAGUUUUCAUUGCUAAGUGGUUGGAGGUGUGCAAGAAUUAUAGAAGCAAAAGAAGAUAAUAAUAUUAUACUGCUGACAACCUGAAUGAAAAAGAAACCAACCAAUACUCUUCAUCAAAGAGGAAACUUAAGGCAGAGGUCAGGGGCAACCGCCCUGGCCAUCAAGAAUACAAAACCUUUUAGUUAAGAUGAUUGGUAGCCUUAACCCGCAGAUAAAAAUCACUGGAGUCGAAAGCGAAUAUCAACCAACGAAUCCAGCUAACCCUGAACAUACGAGAGCAGGUCUUGGUCUAUAUUCAAAAGGAGAUAAGGCAGCAGAAUUCGAUUCUAUGUUCCACAAAUUCGGAGGACAGAGUCGCUACUCUUACCGCAUCCCUGACAACCUCAGACCGGGGGGGGUCUUCGACAGUGUAAGCGAGAUCAAAGACCAGUAUCGCAGUGUCAAAGCGGAGAGGCCGGUCAUCCACAGACAACGGACUAACCUCAAGCCGGAGGACGGGAGGUUCGGAUGGCCUUCUGAGUUCAGGGAUCAGUACCGGGAAUUCCAGGCACAACGUCCUGUAGUUAAAAAGAUGAGCGAAACUUUACGUCCUGAAGGGAAGUUUGGAGAAACUUCCGAGAUCCAUGAUAAGUAUCGGCAGUUUGAAACCCAAAGAAAUAUUGCACCCAAACAGGGGUCCACCUUGAGACCAGAGGGCAUGUUUGGGGAAACUUCAGAAAUCCAUGACAAGUAUAAACGGGUAGAACCACAACGAAACAUUGCAAAGAGACACUCAUCCAAUCUGAAACCUGAAGGCCAGUUUGGCGAGACUUCAGAACUACAUGAUAAAUUUAAGCCUCUUGAUUCACACCGUAAUAUUGCAAAGAAACAUUCUGCAAACCUAAAACCUGAGGGUCGAUUUGGUGAAACCUCUGAACUGCACGAUAAAUAUAAACAUUUAGAGCCACAACGGAAUAUAGCAAAGAGACAUUCAGCUAAUUUAAAACCUGAAGGCCUAUUCGGUGAGACUUCAGAGGUCCAUGCAAUGUACAAGGAAGUUCAGCCAGUUCGGAACAUUGCGAAAAGACACCAAGCAAAUCUGAGGCCGGAGGGUCACUUUGGCGAAACUUCUGAGCUGCAUGACAAGUACAAGGAAGUAGAAAGACAACGCAAUAUUGCCAAAAGACAUUCUGCAAAUCUAAAGCCUGAAGGUAAGUUUGGCGAAACUUCAGAAUUACACGACAAAUACAGAGAAUUUCAACCACAAAGGAACAUUGCUAAAAAGCAUACAGCAAAUUUGAAACCAGAAGGCCACUUUGGCGAAACAUCAGAAUUGCAUGAUAAGUAUAAGGAAGUUGAACCACAGCGUAAUAUUGCAAAAAGACAUUCUUCUAACCUUAAGCCAGAGGGUCACUUUGGUGAGACUUCAGAACUCCAUGACAAGUAUAAGGAGCUCGAGCCACAGAGAAAUAUUGCAAAGAGACAUUCUGCCAAUCUUAAGCCAGAGGGCCACUUUGGUGAAACAUCUGAACUCCAUGACAAGUAUAAGGAAUUGGAACCACAGAGAAAUAUUGCAAAAAGGCAUUCUGCCAACCUUAAACCUGAAGGCCAGUUUGGCGAGACUUCAGAAUUACAUGAUAGUUAUAGAGAAUUUGAACCUCAGAGAAACAUCGCUAAGAAACACUCAGCAAACUUGAAACCAGAGGGCCACUUUGGCGAAACAUCCGAAUUGCAUGAUAAGUAUAAAGAAGUUGAACCACAGAGAAAUAUUGCUAAGAGGCAUACUGCUAACCUCAAACCGGAGGGCCACUUCGGCGAGACAUCAGAAUUACACGAUAGUUACAGAGAGUUUGAGCCUCAAAGAAACAUUGCAAAGAAGCAUUCGGCAAACCUGAGACCUGAGGGUCACUUUGGAGAGACUUCUGAAUUGCACGACAAAUAUAAGGAAGUGGAACCACAGAGAAAUAUUGCGAAAAGACAUUCUGCCAAUCUUAAACCAGAGGGCCAUUUUGGUGAGACUUCAGAGCUCCAUGACAAGUAUAAACAGCUUGAACCACAGAGAAAUAUUGCAAAGAGACAUUCUGCUAAUCUCAAGCCAGAGGGUCACUUUGGUGAGACUUCAGAAUUACAAGAUAGUUACAGAGAGUUUGAACCUCAAAGAAACAUUGCUAAAAAACAUUCAGCAAAUCUGAGACCUGAGGGUCAUUUUGGAGAGACCUCUGAACUGCAUGACAAAUACAAGGAACUGGAACCACAGAGAAAUAUUGCGAAAAGACAUUCUGCCAACCUUAAACCAGAGGGCCAUUUUGGUGAGACUUCAGAGCUCCAUGACAAGUAUAAGGAGCUUGAACCACAGAGAAAUAUUGCAAAGAGACAUUCUGCCAAUCUUAAGCCAGAGGGUCACUUUGGUGAAACAUCUGAACUCCAUGACAAGUAUAAGGAAGUGGAACCACAGAGAAAUAUUGCCAAAAGACAUUCUGCUAACCUUAAACCAGAGGGUCACUUUGGUGAGACUUCAGAAUUACAUGACAGUUACAGAGAGUUGGAACCUCAAAGAAACAUCGCUAAGAAACACUCGGCAAACUUGAAACCAGAGGGCCACUUUGGCGAAAUAUCCGAAUUGCAUGACAAGUAUAAGGAAGUUGAACCACAGCGUAACAUUGCGAAAAGGCACUCUGCUAAUCUUAAACCAGAGGGCCACUUUGGUGAAAUAUCCGAACUGCAUGACAAGUAUAAGGAAGUGGAACCACAGAGAAAUAUUGCCAAGAGACAUUCUGCUAACCUUAAACCGGAAGGUCAGUUUGGUGAAACCUCUGAACUUCAUGACAAAUACAGACCUUUAGAGAGCCAGAGAAACAUUGCCAAGAAGCAUUCAGCAAACCUCAGACCAGAGGGGCAUUUUGGGGAGAAUUCGGAAAUUCAUGAUAAGUACAAACCAUUGGAUUCGCAGAGGAACAUUGCAAAGAGGCAUUCGGCAAAUUUAAAACCUGAAGGGCACUUCGGUGAAAUUUCAGAACUGCAUGAUCAAUAUAAGGAAUUUGAAAGACAGAGGAAUAUUGCCAAAAAACAUUCGGCAAACCUCAAACCAGAAGGGCGUUUUGGCGAAACAUCAGAGCUUCAUGACAAAUACAGGGAAUUUGAAAGACAAAGGAAUAUUGCAAAGAAACACUCAGCAAACUUGAAACCUGAAGGUCACUUUGGCGAGACCUCAGAGCUACACGACAAAUAUAAGGAAGUGGAACCACAAAGAAAUAUCGCCAAGAGACAUUCAGCCAAUUUAAAGCCGGAAGGACACUUUGGCGAAACGUCAGAACUUCAUGAUAAAUACAAACCUUUAGACUCCCAGAGGAACAUUGCGAAGAAACACUCUGCAAACCUCAGACCCGAAGGCCAGUUUGGAGGCACUUCCGAACUCCAUGACAAGUAUAUCCCACUGGAAACUCAACGCAGCAUAGCCAAGCGCCACACUUCCGAACUAAAACCCGAGGGGAAAUUUGGGGAAACUUCGGAGAUCCACGAUAAGUACAAACAACUCGAAACGCAGAGGAACAUUGCGAAACGCCACGGUGCAUCCCUGAAACCCGAAGGAGAAUUUGGUGAAGUUUCAGAGGUCCAUGACAAAUACAAAACUUUCCAGGCAAGCCGACCUAUCGUGGAGAAGAGAAACACUGAUAAUAUUUGGCAAGAAGCUCCAAAUUACGAGUUCACUGAUACAUCUAUGCUGGACCUGAGAAUACCACCAAAGUAUAACAACAAUAUAAAACCUGUAACGGUUGCCUAGUGUUGUCAGACAACCGUUACGGGUAGUAUUAGUUUUGUUCUUUACAGUUUAGCCAAUCAUAAGUGCACCGCUUAUGGUUAUAGUGGUUUCUGAAGGAUAGAAACGCCUUAUUAUGUGGAUCUAGCUCUUAGGCACAAUAUAUUGUUUUAUUCCUGAUAUUAGAUUAUCCUAUCAUAUAUAAAACAUUCCUACAGAUGCAUUGCAUGAAAUCAUAUUAUAUAAUGUACUCACAUUCAACUCGCACACCUAUAUGCCUUGCGUACAAAAGAAAGCUCCUUACAACAUUAUCUGAGGACAACGUUUGUUCAGGAGGCUAAAGUCAAGUGAUAUAUAUUCACAACCACAAGUUUUACACACAUAGGAAGCAACGCAGGCUCAGUCAUCUAGGCGCUGGAAGUCUAGUUCACCUGAAGCCGGUAUCACCUCUAUGAAGUCUUCAGUCAUCUCAUUUAUAUAUUUUUGGUAGGGUCAUUACACUCUAAAUGUGAAUAAUAAAUACAACUGGUCGUA